Molecule: messenger RNA, 2703 nt
Organism: Colletotrichum chrysophilum
Lineage: Eukaryota; Fungi; Ascomycota; Sordariomycetes; Glomerellales; Glomerellaceae
Exons: 1
Coding region: 1-2703 (900 amino acids)
Biological process (GO): carbohydrate metabolic process
Molecular function (GO): hydrolase activity, hydrolyzing O-glycosyl compounds
Source: RefSeq, a predicted model, not a curated record
AUGUCUUCCCCACGGUCACACUCCUACGGGCUGCUCCUCCUGAGCCUCCUUGUCCUGCUGCUCUCCCGCUCUGCCGCGGCGCUGAGCAUCCGGCGCCAGGACAACUCCACCAUCUCCGCCGGCCGCGAGCGCGUCAGCAUCAACAAGGGCUGGCGCUUCUGGCGCUCCGAGUUCAACCCGGACGGCAUCGCCUACGACAUCCGCCCGGACCUCGAGAACCUCACCGACAUCUACGUGCUGAAGGACUGGAUCCUGCCUUCGGCCAACACCUUCAUCAACGACGCCGCGAAGCACCACGAGCGCCCCGCCGGCGAGCCCAUGCGCAAUGUGUCCUACGCGUCCGCGGACUUCGACGACGGCGCGUGGGAGACGGUGGACCUCCCGCACGACUGGGCCAUCAAGGGCCCGUUCUACAUCGAGGAGGACCCCAUCAUCGGCGGCGGCAUGGGCCGGCUGCCCGUCCACGGCGUGGGCUGGUACCGGCGCAGUCUCACGCUGAACCCCGAGGACGCGGGCAAGUCGGUCUACCUCGACGUCGACGGCGCCAUGUCGUACGCGAUGGUCUGGCUCAACGGCCACCUCGUCGGCGGCUGGCCGUACCCGUACAACUCGUUCCGCCUCGAUCUGACGCCGCACCUGACGCAGGGCGACGAGAACGUCCUCGCCAUCCGCCUCGACAACCCGCCCGACUCGGCGCGCUGGUACCCCGGCGGCGGCAUCUACCGCAACGUCUGGCUCACCAAGGUCAGUCCCGUGGCUGUCAGCCAAUGGGGCACGUAUAUCACCACCAAGGAUGUCUCCUCGUCGUCUGCGACACUCGACCUCGUUGUUGAAGUCGAGAACACGGGCUCCGCAGACCAGGAGAUCCAGGUCACUACUGACGUCUACACUCUCACCGCCGCGGGUGAAGCAGGCGACAAGGUGUCCUCCUUCGAAGCCUCCUCGCUCACCGUCCCCGCGGGCAGCAAAUCCUCUGCCCCAUCCUCCACCACCGUGACGAACCCGCUCCUCUGGGGCCCUCCCCCGUCCCAGCAACCGCACCGCUACCUCGCCGUCACAACCGUCACCGUCAACGGCCAAACCGCAGACACCUACACCACGCGCUUCGGCAUCCGCUCCGUGACCUACUCCGCCGAUGCCGGCCUCCUCGUCAACGGCGCCCACGUCCGCCUCCAAGGCGUCAACAACCACCACGACCUCGGCGCCCUCGGCGCCGCCUUCAACACCCGCGCCGCCCAGCGCCAGCUCGACAUCCUCGCCGAGCUCGGCUGCAACGCCAUCCGCAUGUCGCACAACCCGCCGGCCCCGGAACUCCUCGAGCUCACCGACGCCAUGGGCUUCGUCGUCAUGGACGAGGUCUUUGAUUCCUGGUACCGCAACAAGACCGCCAACGACUUCCACCUCAUCUUCGCCGACUGGCACGAGGCCGACCUGCGCGCCAUGAUGCGCCGCGACCGCAACCACCCCUCCGUCGUCAUGUGGUCCUUCGGCAACGAAGUCUCCGAACAACAGAUCGGCGACCCGGGCACCGUCCCGGCCCUCGAGCUGCACGCCAUGGUCAACGACGAAGACCCCACCCGCCCCUCGACGGCCAGCAUGAACUUCGCCAAGCCCAACAUGUCCUUCCCGACGGCGAUGGACGUGCUCAGCCUCAACUACCAGGGCGAGGGCAUCCGCGACACGCCCGCGUACUCGUACCUCCCGGGCGUGCGCACGCACCCGCUCUACGCGGACUUCCACGCCGCCUUCCCCGACAAGAUGAUCCUCUCCUCCGAGACGGCGUCGGCGCUCUCCACGCGCGGGAGCUACAUCUUCCCCGUCGCGGACUCUGGGGGCGCCCCCGUCAACGACACGUCCGGCGGGAAUUCGACGUCGAUGCGGGUAAGCGGGUACGAGCUGUACUCGGCCAACUUCGGCGCCGCGCCGGACAAGGUGUUUGCGGCGCAGGACGCGCACCCGUUUGUGGCGGGCGAGUUCGUCUGGACGGGGUGGGACUACCUCGGCGAGCCGACGCCGUAUUACACCGCGCGUUCUUCGUAUUCCGGCAUCAUCGAUCUCGCGGGAUUCAGGAAGGAUAGGUUCUUCUUAUACCAGGCGCGCUGGCGGCCCGAUUUGAAGUUUGCACAUGUGCUCCCGCACUGGAACUGGCCCGACCGCGUCGGCGAGGUCACGCCGGUGCACGUCUUCACCUCCGCCAAUACUGCCGAGCUCUUCGUCAACGGGGAGUCCCAGGGAAAACUCACCCGCGCGGAGGGGGAGUACCGCUUCCGCUGGGACGAGGUCCUCUACGCCCCCGGCGAGAUCAAGGUGGUGACCUACAAAGACGGCGCCGAGUGGGCGACAUCCGUUGUGCGCACCGUCGGAGCGGCGACGCAGCUCGCCGCGUCGGCGGACCGGACGGCCAUCGCUUCCGACGGGGCCGAUCUGGCGUUCGUCACGGUGGAGGUGCGGGACGCGGAGGGGGACCUGGUGCGAUUUGCAGAAGACGAGAUCACGUUCAGUAUCAGUGGGCCGGGGCAGAUUGUCGCGACGGACAAUGGUGAUCCUGCGGAUCUGGUUGCGUUCCCGUCGUUGACGCGCAAGGCGUUUAGCGGGUUGGCGCUGGCGAUUGUCAAGUUUGACGAGGGGGCGACGGGGGAGGUUGUGGUUACGGCGUCGGGGCCGGGGUUGAGCGAUGGUGUUGUUACUAUCAAGACGCUGUAG